GUACCUUUUGAGAGUCACAAACUGCUGGAACCAAGUUCCUUGUGUGUGUCAACACACUUGGCCAAAAAAUCUGAUUCUGAUUCUGAGGAAACAGAAAAGGCUUCUCCAGCCAAGGUUUCUGUUAAUUCAGCUCUUGUGCUUCCUCAUAUAUGAUGGCAUCUCUGCUUAUCUUAUUUCCUCUUUUAAUUUUUAAGUCCCACCAUGAGAACUCACUGUUAUUAGGUCUGAACUGCUCAGGCUUCAGUAUCCCCCUGAAUCCUGUCUCCUCAGUAACAUGGGCUACAUCUGAAACAAAAAAUCUAACGACAUGGAUAGAGUGGGAUCUUCAUUAAGUACUUCUUCAUGGGAUGCUGAGGAGUCACCACUUUCUUUGUCAGUUUGCAUAAACUCAAGUGAUGUCCUGUGAUGAAGCGCUUCAUUUCCAUGAAUUUCUGUGAAUUCUUGCUCUAUAGAAUUUUAACAAAAAUGUACAUUGUAUACAUAUUAAUAGCUUAAUUAUGCAAUGCAGAUGCUUCAUAAGCUCAAACUUGAUCUUGAAAAAAUACAUUACAAGCAAAUAAUAAAAAAUUAUUUGUUUUGUUUUUUAGAUAUUAAACAUUUAUAUUCAUGCACACACAGAUCAGUGACAUUUAAAUCUCUUAUUCAUAACUCAAUCCCAUGCUAUCGUGUUAAAAUCAGAUGAGGUAUAGAGAAUUAACCGCAUUUCUUCUUUUUUUUAACUAUGCCAAAACCACAGAGUGUUUUCUUGUUACAUUGGAAAAACACAACACAAUUGAGGGUUAAAAAAUCUGCUUCGUUGUCUGCAAUGUUUCCUGUGUGUGUUAAAGCAGGCUGAAAGAGACAAGGCAACAUAUUUAUAUUAAAUAUUGUUUAAUUAAACAUUAAUCUGGAUAGAAUGUAUGGCCUGAAAUAAACCUUCACAUGCACAUUUGAACACUAUCUAAUAAAUAUAUAUGCAGUUUUGAAAUCCACAGUCUUUCCUGCACUGAAAUUGAUGUUUGCUAAUGUGGUAAAUUCUAGCAUUGUGAAUUGAAUAUGUAUAUAUAAUGAUAUAGCUUUAAUAAAGACAGGACUUCCUUAAUAAAAACAGGACUUGUCAAAUACAAAUCUUGUCACUGUCCUCUAAGCGUCAUUUACUGUAUGCCUUCAUAUGGGAAGUAAAAGGCACGAUAUUAAGGAAGAGUUGGCCAGAACACUCAUCGGUAAGCUGAUUGCACCAGUUAGUUGAUCUACAUCCUGAAUCCUGAAAAGAGCAAGAAUUCACAUUGGAAAUGAAGCGCUUCAUCACAGGACAUCACUUGAGUUUAUGCAGACUGACAAGGAAAGUGGUGACUCCUCAGCAUCCCAUGAUGAAGUACUUAAUGAAGAAGAUCCCACCCUACCCAAGUCCAGUUAAAUUUUGUGUUUCAGAUGUGGCCCAUGUUACUGAGGAGACAGGAUUCAGGGGGAUACUGAAGUCUGAGCAGUUCAGACCUCCUAACAGUGAGUUCUCAUGGUGGGACUUAAAAAUUAAUAAAGAGGAGAUAAGAGCAGCAGAGAAGCGAUAUGUGAAGAAGAACUUCUCAAACACGGCACAAGAUCUGAAUGAACAGAAGCCGUUCCUGGAGAAGUUUACCACAUCACCUCUCUUCAAACUAAAAAAAUCCCGCUACGGCAAUUAUCGCUUUACGUUUCCCCUCACUGAUCUGAUGCAGUGGUACAAAGAACAGAACUGUGGAGGAGAAGAGCCAGUUCUCAGGAUGUACGAGACCAUCACCUACAAACAGAAGAUUGUGUACGCUGUCCUGAUUCACAGUCCUGAGGAUAACGAGCGUUUUGGUGAAUAUCCGCUUCUUGAAGCGAGUGAGUGGGUUCGUUAUCAGGAUGGGAAGAUCAUCUGGAAAGCACAAGCCAUUUGUGAAACCCAUCGGUAUCAGUUGGUUUCAGGAGAAGUACAAAGGCUGAAUACUCAUCUGUUUUAUGUCUGGGAUCAGGUUAGUUUAGUCUUUCACUUGCCAAAACCUAAGGCCCUGAAAAUCCCCACAGAACGACUUAUAGAAGCUCUUGAGGCCUGUAAACUUGACAAAAUAGAUCUUUCCAGGUGCCAAAGCCAAAAAAGCAAAAAGGAGCGCUUCUUGAAAGCAAAGAUAAAUGUGAGUGAGUUGAAAAAGAAUAUGAAAUGAUGACAUAAAAUACAAAUAAACCCAUAAUUGUUAAUCAUUUGAAGCAGCAGUUAAAUAAGAAAGAGGAUGAAGAUCAAACAAAACUGUGCUAAUUAAUAGAAAUGACAAAAUACCACUAAGGAGGUUGAUCGUGUCGUAUUUUUAUAGAAUUGGUGAUGCUACAAUGUUAAAUGUUCGUAUCUAAUUUUAAAAAAAAUAGUAAAAUAGCACAAAAUAACACAAUAUCUUCAAUAUCAAUAUCUCAUUAUAAAUAUCAAAAUAAUGUUUUUAACAUAUUUUUAUUCCAAAAUUAACUAUUUAAACAUGUGGUUUUUAAUGUAUUUGAUAUGAAAUGUUGACUUUUUUAAUAUAUUUAAUAUAUGUUAAUAGAUAGGAGAACUGUUUAAAAAUUGUUUUGGAUCAUGAAUAAAAAU
This is a messenger RNA of Tachysurus fulvidraco (yellow catfish), 2575 nucleotides long. RefSeq lists its product as uncharacterized. The coding region runs from base 1272 to 2162 and encodes 296 amino acids. NCBI's taxonomy places the organism in Eukaryota, Metazoa, Chordata, Actinopteri, Siluriformes, Bagridae. The record is from RefSeq and is a predicted model, not a curated record. The transcript is spliced from 2 exons.